Messenger RNA from Prorocentrum cordatum, 2301 nucleotides. NCBI's taxonomy places the organism in Eukaryota, Dinophyceae, Prorocentrales, Prorocentraceae. The record is from the annotation of a GenBank genome assembly.
UCUGGGCAUACUCUUCACCCUCGUGGUCCAGAACGUCGUGCUGGACAGGGGCGACCAAGCGAGGAUGGCCGAGAUCACGAGGUGCAUCGAGGACGCCCUGAGCGAGCACCUGGACCUGGUCGAGCUGGCGCCAGAAGCGCUCACCGCCUCGCUGCGGCCGCACUCGCACCGGGAGGCGUUCCGCGCCGAGUGCGAGGCGUCGUACCCCUCGGGGGGCCAGGCGGAAGCGGCCGCCGCCAGGCUGCGGCCCCCGUCCGGCCUCGCCCAGGCGGUGGCCGACCGGGCGCGGCAGGGCCUCGCGCCCCAGCGGCCGGCCGCGCCGCCCGUGGCGGUCAGCGCGCCGCUGCAGCUCCGGGUGGUGCCUACCGGGCUGGUGGAGCGCCUCUACUCGGACCGCGAGGGCCGGGAGCAGCGGCGCGAGGAGCUCGUGCGCAAGGAGGUCGACAAGUUCCAGCAAAAGCCGAGCUUCAUGAACGACAUCUCGCGGAGCCUUGCCAAAGACGUGUGGAGCCGAGACAAGCUCUACAUGCAGAGCGAUGCGGAGAAGCCGCAGGUGCAGUCGCCGUCUUCGCGGAGUGCAUACGGCCCGCUGCCGAGCGACAGGAAGCCCUUCACCACCGCGACGCCGGCGGAGGGCAAGGUGCUGCCCCGCGGAGGCGGCCGGGCGCAGGACGGCUUCGGGCCCGCACCCCUGCUCAACGCCCCCCCCGGCAAGUCGGUGCGCAAGUCAGACGGCGCAGCUGCCAAGGCCGGGAGGUCGAGCGAGGAGCAGGCCAAGGCGUUGGAGGAGUUCUUCGAGAGGCAGGACAAACUCCUAGAGAAGCAGCGCGCGCAGAGGCCGGACCAGGAGCCGGUCCCUCGCGAGACUCGCCGCUUCGACACCUCCCCGAGGCCGACUCGGAGCACCCCCGUCUUGGAGCAGGCGAGAGGCUUUGGCCCCCUGCAGCUCCUGUCCUUCCGUCCGGACGACUCCAGCCAGCCGCUCUCUCCGUUAGGCACGAAGAGCGCCGAGCUUCUGCGUGAGAUGGGGCAGGAUGGCAAGAACUUCCUGGCCCGGCAGGAGAGGUCCAUCGCCAGGCAUCACGACAUCCAUCGCCCAAACAAGCCCGAGCCCCCUGAGGCGCCAGACCCGGAGUGCACCUGGGCCCCCAAGAUCAUCACGCGGGCGCCGCGUGGCGGGUCGGACAAGGCUGGGACCCCGCAGCCCCCCGGGCAGCCGCUCCGUCAGCCCGGCGCCGACGGCGAGGACGACCCGCUCCGUGAGCCCGGCGCCGACGGCGGGCGCGGCCCGCCCCGCCAGCCCGGCGCGGAGGGCCGCCAGCCCGGCGCGGAGGGCCGCGCGGCCCACGCCGGCGGCCUGGCGCUCAGCGGGGCGCGCGCGGUGCCCUCCGAGUCCGACUGGGACGCGCGGGCCUCGCAGGCCGUGCUGGAGUUCCCCGACAACGGGGCGGAGCGCACCAGCUGCGGCCAAGGGCCGCCCGCGAAGAGCCUGGCCGAGCUGCUGUCCACGGGGUCCCAGUAUUCCCAGCACGCGCUCCGCCUCGCCAGCAUGGAAAGCCGCUACGCGGUGGAGGAGAGGCGCGCUGGCGCUCCACAAGGCUGGCGCCGCGCCCCGCAGCCCGCUGCCGUGGCGUGCAGCCAGCGCCGCAGAGAUUGCAGUGCCUCUGCUCCUGCUUGCUUCCGCGCCUGGUCCUUCCCCUGCGGUGCCCAAUUUGGCUCCGAUGUGUCCUUCGGCUGUCCCGGCCGCGUCUUGGACCCAAGCCGCCGCUGACGAAACAGAGUCCCCGCUUCUGAUUUUGAUCUUGCCUGGGUCGGGCCGCUCAGAGGAUUGUUGUCGUUUCCGGCAUGGGUGCCGCCUGCUGCCCAGUGCUUGUGCUUGGCGCUACUUUGCCGGCUCCCGGGACUUCUCGGACGUGGCGCACGGCCUCGAGAAUGUCUUCAGGAAGUCUUCGUGCGCGGCCUGGCCGUAGUCAGUUAUUCAAUCACCAGGGCGAGCAGUUCAGCCGGGUUGCGCCUGCGCGUGGGAAACAUCCGGCGCGUCAUAACACACCCACGACUCCGAAGGCUUGCCACCUAUCUUUCAGAUUGCCCCCAAUUUCCUCGGACCACCCGCUGUAACGUGUGUAAGUUGUUCACGUAAGACGUGUGUCCUUUUCACCGCGCAUGUGUGAUCUCUUUGUUUGUGACUUGCGCACAACUUGCUUGCCCGCUCGUCAGCUAUGUUUUGUCCUAGCCGCACUUGCACACAUCCUCUCAUAUUGGCACGUAUGCAGGUCUGCCACGGCUUGCUCACAGUGAACC